UUUUUUUUCUUUCAAUUUUUCAUUUAUAAAGUAAAAAUUAAGUCCUAAAAUUAUUGUUUUAUACAUCCAAAAAAAAUAAAAUAAAAAAAUUGUAAAAUGCUUUUUAAACAAUUGUGCGUUCAGUCUCAUAAACGUUAAUGGAGACGUGGGGAGUUGGUACGCAGUAGGUUGGCUACGCGCAGUCGCUGACUUCAACCGGCGGCUCUGCGGGUCAAACGCCUGAGUGGGCCCCGCCUUCCAAUUCACCUUCAACCCAACGUCGCUCUCUCCGGUCUGGGAAGAAACCGUGUUCCGGGAACUUUACUUCCCCAAAAUCACAACUCAUGGAAGUGACGAAUCAUGUGUUCCUUUUCCAGCAUUUAUAAUUAUUACUUGCGUUUUAGUCAAACCUUCUUUCCUCAUUUUGAAAAUGGCAUUGGCAUUUAUAUUCAAAUCGCUUUUGCGGUCCACUCUUCUGCCACUCCUCCUCCUCCUCGUACCUUAUUGCUUCGGAAUUCGGAGAUAAGCCUUGCCUCCUGCAUGUGUUGUUCUUGCUCCGAUUGCUCACAGACUGCGUCCUUUCGAUUCGCUUAUGGAGGAUUCUGAGAAGCCCAUUGAUAUCAGGGCGCUGGAGUCUCUCGGGCUAGGGUUUGACUUCACCAGUGAUUUCAGGUUGAAGUUCGCCAAGGGCUCUCCCGGGGAGCGCCUCGUGGUUUUGAACGAGGCCAGCAAAAGGGACAUUCUGAUUCCCGGAGGACUCACGGUUCGAGGAGUCCCGGAGGAUAUUCGCUGCGACAAAGGGGAUAGAAUCCGCUUCAAAUCCGAUGUUCUUGAAUUCAACCAGAUAUCAGAGUUACUUAAUCAGAAAUCUUCUGUACAAGGAAAAGUUCCUUCAGGCUAUUUUAAUGCUCUUUUUGAUUUGACUGGAGCCUGGUUGAAUGAUGCUGCAGAUACCAAAUAUCUUGCUUUUGAUGGUUACUUCAUCUCUCUCUACUAUUUGCACCUAACAGCAUCUCACUUAGUGCUCCAAGACAAAGUAAAGAAGUCAGUUCCUUCUCAUUGGAAUCCAGCAGCAUUAUCCAGGUUUAUUCAGACUUAUGGGACGCACAUCAUAGUAGGGAUGGCAAUUGGAGGUCAAGAUUUAGUUUGCAUUAAGCAGAAACCUUCCUCAACAAUUCCUACUUCUGAACUCAGACAACAUUUGGAGGAUCUUGGAGAUUAUCUGUUUUCAGAUGGAAGGAGUCCUUCCUUACUACAGAGAAAAUCUAGAGAUGGCAAACAGAAAGUUCCAGAGGUCUUUAAUCGUAUCUUGCAGUCAAAUACCAUUCAAUUGACCAGUGUUACUGAAACAUCAAGCAAGGAUGGCAUUACCAUCAUUUGGUCGAAAAGAGGAGGGGACAUCUUUUUGCAUAGUCACUCUAAGUGGCUGCAGACAGUUCCUGCUAGACCAGAAGCAAUCCUCUUCAAGUUUGUACCUAUCACUUCUCUACUCACUGGGAUUCCAGGCAGCGGCUAUCUUAGUCAUGCUAUUAACUUGUAUCUAAGAUACAAACCUAUUCCAGAAGAUUUACAGCAGUUUUUGGAGUUUCAAGUUCCUACACAAUGGGCACCUAUGUAUAAUGAGCUGCCCCUUGGGCAUCAAAGAAGAAAAGCUUCAUGCCCUUCACUACAAUUCAGUUUCUUGGGUCCGAAGAUUCACGUCAGCUCUACACAUGUUUCCAGCGAUCAAAAACCAGUGAUAGGGUUGCGUCUGUACUUGGAGGGGAAGAAUUGCAACCGGUUGGCGAUUCAUGUGCAGCAUCUCUCAAGCCUUCCCAAUGUUAUGGCAUUGUCACUGGCCAAUACCUCCAUACAUAGGCCAUGUCAGUGGCGAGGUUCUGAUGACUAUGGGUCAAGCGAUCAAUUUCUGGAGCCAAUCAAGUGGAAGAGUUUCUCUAAUGUGUGCACUUCUGUUGUUAAGCAUGAUCCCAACUGGUUGCAUGAAGGAAGAGGCGUGUAUGUUGUAACCGGUGCACAGUUCAUCAGCAAAGGAAAGUGGCCAAAGACAGUUCUUCAUCUCCGUCUCCUUUUUACCCACCUCCCACAUUACACCAUACGGAAGACAGAGUGGGCCACUGCACCAGAAGCUUCUCGCAAGUCCAGUUUCCUGAUGAAUCUGAGCACAACAUUGACAUUCACUCAGCGAUCCAUUGUGGAUCCACCAAAGCAGACUCCGGCUGCACUGAACUCUGGUGUAUACCCAGGUGGCCCUCCGGUGCCAAUCCGAUCUGCAAAGCUGCUUAAAUAUGUGGACACUGCUGAGGUGGUACGAGGCCCACAUGAUGCCCCAGGGCAUUGGUUGGUAACUGCUGCUAGGCUGGUGACUGAUGGUGGUAAGAUUGGUUUGCUCGUGAAGUUUGCACUAUUAGAUCAUCCACAGGAGUAAAGACUACAUUUUGUAAAUAUAGAAAAGGGUGGAGAGUUGAGGGGGGAAGGGUGAGGAGCCAUUUGGUUGUUUUGCUUCAUUUAUUUGAUUUAGUUAGUUAAUUGUUGUUUUCCAUUGAUUUUUUUGCAAGGGUGGAUUCUACAGAAUAACUAUCAUGGGUUUGUACAGAUGAAAUUUACUAGAUGAUGUCUGCCAUCUCCUUCAUUGCCCAUUA
This is a messenger RNA of Malania oleifera, 2618 nucleotides long. RefSeq names its product MACPF domain-containing protein At1g14780-like. Bases 572 to 2404 code for a protein of 610 amino acids. Gene Ontology annotation, cellular component: plasma membrane. NCBI's taxonomy places the organism in Eukaryota, Viridiplantae, Streptophyta, Magnoliopsida, Santalales, Ximeniaceae. The transcript is spliced from 7 exons. Gene Ontology annotation, biological process: plant-type hypersensitive response; regulation of salicylic acid mediated signaling pathway. The record is from RefSeq and is a predicted model, not a curated record.